UUCACAUAUCCAAGCACAACAGCAACAGAAGCAAGCGAUCGAUCCCUGCCCACAGUCCCCAGCUACCUCUAGACACUUCUCCCAGCGAUCGGCAUCCUAGUUCACUGGCCCGUGCAUCAUUUCCCAUGGCAACCACUGUGAUGGCCUCUGCCGCGAGCUCCCUCGCCUUCGCCGCCGCCGGCGAGCGCGCCGGCCGUUUCCCUGCCCGGCUCCCGGUGGCCAGCCUCGCGCCACGCCGGCGCGCGCCGCUCGUCGUCAGGGCCGCCCAGAACGAGGAUGCCGAGACAAGCAGCGCAGCCGCUACGCCCAAGCCCGCGGAGGCGAAGCCGGCGAGCAUCUGGGACACGCUUGCGUUCAGCGGGCCGGCGCCGGAGCGGAUCAACGGGCGGCUGGCGAUGGUGGGCUUCGUGUCGGCGCUCGCCGUCGAGGCGGCCCGCGGGGACGGCCUCCUCGCGCAGGUCGGCAACGGCGCCGGGCUCACGUGGUUUGCGUACACCGCCGUCGUGCUGUCCGCGGCGUCGCUGGCGCCCCUGCUCCAGGGGGAGAGCGUCGAGGGGAGGAGCGGCGGCUUCAUGACCGCCGACGCCGAACUCUGGAACGGACGCCUGGCUAUGCUGGGGCUCGUCGCGCUCGCGGCCACCGAGUACCUCACCGGCACGCCCUUCGUCCACGUGUAGUGUAAAUACGGCGUAUAUUAUACGCGUGGCGUGUAGCUGUAGAGGUGCUAGUGGUAUGUACGUGUAGCUGUUAAGUACAGUAGUGGAAACAUUGUAACGUUCCUUGAUUAAAAAAGAAAAAUAUUGCAGGAUUCCUUUGACAAAA
This is a messenger RNA of Setaria italica (foxtail millet), 822 nucleotides long. RefSeq names its product low molecular mass early light-inducible protein HV90, chloroplastic. The transcript has a single exon. Bases 126 to 677 code for a protein of 183 amino acids. The record is from RefSeq and is a predicted model, not a curated record. Lineage: Eukaryota; Viridiplantae; Streptophyta; Magnoliopsida; Poales; Poaceae.